This is a messenger RNA of Cucumis melo (muskmelon), 1892 nucleotides long. Its product is annotated as transcription initiation factor TFIID subunit 8-like. The coding region runs from base 613 to 1695 and encodes 360 amino acids. Gene Ontology annotation, cellular component: transcription factor TFIID complex. The record is from RefSeq and is a predicted model, not a curated record. Gene Ontology annotation, molecular function: protein heterodimerization activity. NCBI's taxonomy places the organism in Eukaryota, Viridiplantae, Streptophyta, Magnoliopsida, Cucurbitales, Cucurbitaceae. The transcript has a single exon.
CAUCGAUCUCGUUUUUUCAAGCCUUUUUAUUUGGGGGGUUUUUCUUUUUCCCAAUUUUUUCCUUCCAAAAUUUCCCUUCCUCUUCGAUCUCAAGGGUCUUACCGAGGUUUAUCCAUUUUCAUCAUCAAUUUUCUUUUCCCCAUUUGUGUUUGAAUUCUUGGAUUCCCUCCAUGACCUUCACCUUUCUGUAAACCCUAACAAUCUUCUUCUUAGGGUUUCAAUCUCCUUUCCUCAUCCUGCUGUCUCCUCACCUUUGAAUUCUCCGUGUUUCAUUUUAGAUUUCAUUUCACUUUUUCGAAAUCUAGUGGACGUAUCUGCAUUUCGUGGCCAAUUUUGAAGCUUCUCGUGGCUUACAGGUUCUGUUUGGAGUUAAUUUUGUUCAAGAUUUCCGACCGACCUGUUUCCUUCGGUCCCUGGACGCGAAAACGAGGGAGAAGUUUCUGCAAUUACGUGUCUCAGGCUUGCUGUUUCAAUUUAUUAUGGAUAGGCUAGAAUGAGAGUUUUGUUCUUUAUCAAAGUUGAGGUUUGAUUGGUAGAUGGGUGGUUUUGGCGGUUAAUAAUGGGGUGAAUCUCGCAGUCCCAGUUAAACCUAAAUGACACGAGGAUUUGAAUAUGAGCCAUGGAGGUGGGAACAUUACGAGAGAGAAUGAAAACCAAGUGGAUCGUUUUAGGAGAGGUGGAGGUGAUGAUUUCGGGCGACAGGUGUCGAAGAUUGCAGCAGCACAGAUAUGUCAGAGUCUGGGAUUUCAGGGAUCGAAGGAGUCUGCCAUGGACACACUUGCGGAAAUUGUAGUAGUAUACCUUAGUGAUUUGGGAAAGAUGGCGAGUUUCUAUUCUAACUUAGCUGGUAGAACCGAGUGUAAUGUGUUUGACAUUGUUAGAGGAUUUAAAGAUUUAGAAGCACCAGGGUCGUCUCAUCAAGAUGCUGAGGUAAGCCGUUGUCUUGCAGGUUCACGUACAAUUCAAGAAAUUUUUGAGUAUGUGAAUUCAGUGCAAGAAAUUCCAUUUGCUCAGCCGGUACCACUGUUUCCUAUUAUUAAGAGCUGCAAGGUACUGCCGAGUUUCAUUCAAAUGAAGGAAACACCUCCCAGCAAGCAUAUACCCAAUUGGCUACCUGCUUUUCCUGAUCCCCACACUUACAUUUAUACGCCGGUGUGGAAUAAGAGGACGACAGACCCUCGCACUGACAAGAUUGAGCAAGCAAGGCAGAGGAGAAAGGCAGAGAAGUCAUUGUUAAGUCUGCAGCAGAGAUUAAUAGUUAAUACUGGCAAUCUAGAGGAAGAAUUACCUAGUUUUGAUAGUAACACAUCCCAUGAUAUAGAGUUGCAACCGAGGGAGAAUGUUGUUUCUGCGGUCAAAUCCUCUCUUAAACAUUCGGAUAAUGUUUUUGACGAAAGCAGUCGUGUGUUAGAGGCAUUUGCUCCGGCCAUAGAAGCGGUUAAAGGAAGUGGUUUUUAUGACGAUGAAGAGGGUGAGAAGAAGGCUCUUCCCAUUGUUAGGCCUGUUGUUCAAUUUAAGUUCAAAACUGGGAAGAAGCUUCUUGGUGAUUCUUUGGAUUUGAACAUUCAAAAGAAGGGAAUGGGUAGAACAGUGUACUUGGUUGGUCGGGACGAUGAGAGGGAUGAUAAGAAACGGAGAGCCGAAUACAUUCUUAGACAGUCUGUGGAGAAUCCGCAAGAACUCAAUCAGUUGUGAAUAAAUAUAUUGACUGGCGUUCAUAAUUUAAUCUAGGUAUUUGGUAUUAGCUGGUGCAGUUGUUGCUUUAGUUUACAACAUAUCUUCCUUGUAGUACGGCCAUUCUUGUAUUUUACAUUGAGUUUCUUGUAUUUCCACUCAGGAAUUUUUCAGAGAUGCAAAUGCUUGUGAAAAAUUUAUUGAGAAGGUUUCACGUC